AUGUCUCGACUUUUACCAUCAAGAUUUCUCCUUCCUUCCCGUCGCCUCUUCUCACAAACUACUUCUCGAACAGCAUUCGCAACGGGUCCAGCCCCGCCACGCUUGCCACCAAAGGAACAAGAAGAAUUUGAACGUCUGCAGCGCUCCUCUACUGGUGCAUUUAGUACCCCGAAAACUGAAGUCGUUACCAAUACAUUGAAGUCAUCGACGCGAAAAAGACCACAAAUAAAUCAAUCACCUGCAACCACUGCUGCCGAGAAGGAGGAUAUAGAAUUGGCUGCUGUGAACGCUAGGGUAUCUGCUACAGGAAAAGGAGAGGAAUUGCACCCGGAUAUUCGCAGAGGUGCGAGGCCAGAAUUUGAAGGGGAUAUCAAUCCGAAGACUGGAGAGGUUGGUGGUCCAAAGAAUGAACCUUUGAGGUGGGGAAGUUCAGGUGAGAGGGGCGAUUGGAGUUAUAAUGGUAGGGUUACGGACUUUUGA
Botrytis sinoallii is the source of this 480-nucleotide messenger RNA. RefSeq lists its product as uncharacterized. The record is from RefSeq and is a predicted model, not a curated record. Gene Ontology annotation, cellular component: mitochondrion. Bases 1 to 480 code for a protein of 159 amino acids. Gene Ontology annotation, biological process: mitochondrial respiratory chain complex II assembly. The transcript has a single exon. NCBI's taxonomy places the organism in Eukaryota, Fungi, Ascomycota, Leotiomycetes, Helotiales, Sclerotiniaceae.